Molecule: messenger RNA, 1080 nt
Organism: Closterium sp. NIES-67
Lineage: Eukaryota; Viridiplantae; Streptophyta; Zygnematophyceae; Desmidiales; Closteriaceae
Source: the annotation of a GenBank genome assembly
CCCCCCUCUGCUUGCUUCAUUUGGCAUCUGGUCAGCAACUCUGUCGUUCACUGUCGCCCUUACCAUUUGUUGACAGCAACCGCAUCAAGACCCCCCUCCGCGCCCCGCGUCAACGGCCUCUCUCAGACAGGCAUUAUGGCCACUCUCAGCUCAAGUCUCGCUCGUGCUGACGUGGCACUGACAGAGGCUGCCCUCGCGGCCACGUGCUCGCACCGCUCCGCCUUCUCCUCCUUCUCUGGUCUGCGCGCUGCUCCACAGGGCACCGCCGCGCCUCAACUGUCGCAGGGGGCGUGUGCAGCACGCCGAGCUGUCGUGAGGGCCGCCACCACUGUAGCGCCCACGUUCACGGGGCUGAGGCCGCUGGGCGACCGCGUGCUGGUGCGGAUCCAGGAGGUGGAGGAGCGCACGACGGGCGGCAUCCUGCUGCCCACGUCGUCGCAGACCAAGCCGCAGGGCGGCACCGUCGUGGCCGUCGGCUCUGGCAGGACCCUGGGCGACAAGAAGGUCGCCGUCGACGUCCCCGAGGGCGGCAGCAUCGUGUACAGCAAGUACGCGGGCGUGGAGCUGGACUUCAACGGCGCGCCGCACCUGCUGCUCAAGGAGGACGACAUCGUGGGCGUGCUGGCCACGGACGACAUCGCGGACCUCAAGCCGCUCAACGACCGCGUCCUCAUUAAGGUGGUGGAGACGGAGUCCAAGACGGCGGGCGGAGUGCUGCUCACGGAGAGCGCCAAGGAGAAGCCAGUCGUCGGCGCCGUGAUCGCUGUCGGCCCUGGGGCCCUGGGCGAGGAUGGGUCGAGGAAGCCUGUGGACAUUGCAGAGGGUGCCACUGUGCUCUAUGCCAAGUUCGCGGGCAAUGAAUUCAAGGGCAAGGAUGGCUCGCCCUAUGUGGUGCUCAGGUCGUCCGAUGUCAUGGCUGUGCUCUCUUAGGACUUAGGCUCGCUGGAUUGCAAAUUGCAGAGUGGAGUGGAGGAUGCUAUAACCAAAUGCCCUACACAGGUUCUGACAGGUCCAGUGAUCCAAUCCAACAGCAGCACGAGUGGUGAGGUGAUAUAGAAACAACAAAAAGUGAAAGCAACA